Molecule: messenger RNA, 972 nt
Organism: Danaus chrysippus (African queen)
Lineage: Eukaryota; Metazoa; Arthropoda; Insecta; Lepidoptera; Nymphalidae
Source: the annotation of a GenBank genome assembly
AUGAGAUUGUUUAGGUACUUAAUAUUGUGUAUAAAAUUCAUUCCAUCGUUGUCGAGGAGGCAAGAAGUAAGAUGGGAUGCGCCAGCCAUAGAAAAACAGCACGACCCUCAUCGUUAUACAUCACCUCAUUCACUUCAUAUUCAUGAUACAGAGGAUAAAAUACCGCAGUCCUUUGAAUCACCAGAUUUUCGUAUAGAGGAACCAUUUUUUUUGCCGCAUGCAGGAAACUUUAAGGAACAGAAUCGUCCUUAUAGAAUGUCACCUCAUGUGAAAGCUGUAGGUUCGAAGUGGCAUAGGGAAGGUAUGGAGAAUGCUGGCUGUUAUUGCAAUACAGUAUACAAAAGAUUAACUCUACUUGGGGGAUGUGCGGUCAUAACUACACGACAUGUUCUCACGACAGCAACAUCCACACAUCUUAUUAUGAAAGGCCGCUACCAUUAUCCCCAUUUGGAGAACAUCUUGGGGGUCUGGCAAGACCAACAGGCCGCUACAUACCCCUCACUGGAACUUUUUAUUAUCGUUGGCUUCCAAUUCAUGUAUGCUUACAAACGCAAACCGAUGCCCUGGUUUAAAUAUGGAUUACGGACGGGAAAUAGAAAACUUUGUCCGAAGUCGGAAUGGGGUUGGUUUCUAUGCAUAGGUGUAAACUACUUGAGGUAUGGUAUUGAGAGUGGUGCGGUUUUACAUAGGGCAUUUCAAGGUCGUACGUGGAGAUACGAUGGUCUUAUAGGUCUUGGAGCAUUCUCAUCCACUCUCAGAUCAAUGGAAUUGUUACACUACUUUACAAUACUUGAUAAUCACUUUAUAUUAGACUGGCUGUUCGAUUGUUAUAGAUUAAACAAAAGGCCUGUUUGGGCCGACAAAAGAUUUCAUCAUCCUCGAGGAAGAGCUCCGUAUUCAACGGGAAAAUAUAAAAUACCAAAUUAUUUAAAACUAGGAAGACAGUCAGGUUGGGAGCCACCUUAUGAUUAA